This is a messenger RNA of Drosophila ficusphila, 2247 nucleotides long. It is a transcript of the gene uri, whose product is annotated as unconventional prefoldin RPB5 interactor-like protein. The record is from RefSeq and is a predicted model, not a curated record. Gene Ontology annotation, biological process: negative regulation of transcription by RNA polymerase II; negative regulation of phosphatase activity. Gene Ontology annotation, molecular function: transcription corepressor activity; chromatin binding; phosphatase inhibitor activity. Lineage: Eukaryota; Metazoa; Arthropoda; Insecta; Diptera; Drosophilidae.
AGAUGGUAUAUUUUAAAAGUUACGCCACGUUCACACUAAAGACCAAAAAACAACAAAAAUGGACCGGCGAGAGGAUGCUUUGCGACAGGCUCUCGAUAAGAACGCUAGUGAAACGGAUCGCUGGCAGACUUUCAAAAUCGACAAUGAGAACACAAUCCGGAAUCUGGACUUGUUCGCCAAAAAUCUCAGUGUGGAGGUUAUGGUUCCAAUUGGUCGGAAGGCCCUGAUGCCCGGAGAGCUGAUCCACACCAACGAGCUUCUGGUGGGUCACUACAAGGGUUACUUUUCUGCCUGCUCUGCCCACAAGGCGAAGGAGAUCUGUCGCCACCGCCUAAAACUGGCCGAGGAGCAGCUGAAAAAACUGCAAAUCGAGUCCGAUCUUUGGCAUAACAAACUUAACACACCAUUUACGGAGGGUGCAGUUCCUAGUGGGGAUCAGGUGGAAAUCGUGGAAGACUUCAACGAGGAGUCGCAUAGCAAGUGGAUGGCGGAGCACAGGGAACGGGUGCGCCAGCAGAAGCAAAAAGAACGCCUCAAACGACAGGCGGAACCUCCAGGUACCGAUGAUGUGCUGAAAAAGCUGGAGGAGCGCGAGAUGAUGGAGGAACUUGGUCUGGAUCCCGAUAACAUAAACGAAGAGGAACUCCAGGAACUUUUUGAUGGAGGGCCCAGAGAAUCGAGAACCGAACCUCCGUCUACGGCCUUAACAGAAGAGGAAGAGUCGGCGCUCUGGAAGAAGCUAGAAGCUGAGGAGCUGAACGAAACUACAGAUCUCGGUUCAGAAGCCGAGACCAGUUUAAAAAUCACAGACGAAUUAGUGCAACAACUUAUGUCGGGCGGAUCUGAAGCUCCUUCCACCAAAAAGCGUAUAGGAGGCAUUAAAAAACCAACGGAAACAGAAGAUGCCAUAUCAGAUGAAGACGAAGAUGAUGUUGAACAGGAGGAGGAGGAGGUGCGGACUGUUCGAGAGCAGAUGUCUCUGCUGCCCAGUGAAGAACGUGAACCCUUUCUCAGAGCUCAGCUGCAGGUGCUUAAAGCGAAAAUGCGACAGAUUCAAAAAGUUAACUUUAUCAGUGACGAACUGGUUCAUUUAAUGAACGUGGUGGUCAUGCUAGAGGAUGAUCUACAGGAUAUGAUAUUCGAACAGGAGCUGGAGGCCAGCAAGGAAAACGAUGCACAAGAGGAGCCCGUUGAAGUACCUGAAACCAUACCUGAUACCAGCACAAACAAACGGCGCAUUUCCUUUGCCACCGCCGACGAAAAGCUAGAGUUCAGACGAGAGGAAACUGUGGCCGAAAUGUUGCCCAAUGCGAAGAAAAAGUCAAGGGAUGUUAUAAAGCUGGAUGAACCUGUCAAGCCAGAAGUGAUUCAGGAACCAACAGUCAGUAAAAACGAGCGGAAAACAGACUCUGAUAUUCUGCAAAAGGUGGAGAAAAGCAUUGAGUUUGUCAAGGAGAAUCAAAGUGUCCAGGACUUCGAUUUGCUUAAUCGUAUCUUGGAUGAGUCCACUGGGCGUAUUAAUACUUUACACAUUAGUUUUAAACAUUCCGAUGCCGUACUUUUACCCAGAAGUAAUCAAGAUAAUGACGUACCAGGAAACCCAGCGGACUUCUAUAGGAAAUAUGAGAAGGACCGGGCCCAGUUGAAUCCAUCGUUUCCCAUUUACGUAAACGGAUUCGAGGGUGAGGAGCAGGUUAAAGUGCCCAUAUUGAGCGAAGCCUCGCGCGGGGUAGCUUAUGAAGAUCCGAGAAGUCAGGUAGGCAAUUCAAAGAGGUUCAGAAAAAAUUGUUACCUUCUAUCCUUACAGUUUUCCAAACCAAGUACUUCUGCGGGAGAAUCCACUGACCCCGAAUCAGUCACCAAGUCAAUACUGCGAAACAAACAGGCUGUGGAGCUGGAGCCACACAUCGUGAACCAGCAGCCAAAGAAAGGGAAGAAAGGUCGAAAGCAAAAGAAAAAGGAUCGCACCCUGGACGACGAACUGCGCGAAAUGAGUGCCUACACAAAGGUCAUGCAUGAUCUCGUGGAGAAGGAGCCCACGGCACCGGAACCUCUGCCGCAGGGCAAGUUCAUAGACUCGCACGCACCGAAAAAACGGGUCAGUCGCUUCAAGGAACAGCGGGCUCUCAACAAAACGUAGCGAAGAGUGAAACUCCAGCUGGGAAUUACAUUUAUAUUUGUUCAAGUUUAAUGUGGAUUUGUAUUACAAACUCAACGCAAACAAUAAACAACUACUGGUGUGGUGUA